Messenger RNA from Rotaria socialis, 1824 nucleotides. The record is from the annotation of a GenBank genome assembly. Lineage: Eukaryota; Metazoa; Rotifera; Eurotatoria; Philodinida; Philodinidae.
AUGGCUAUAUUGAUAUUUAUUUCAAGUUUACUUCUAUUCGUUUUGACAAUUGCUUAUCAUCCUGAUUCCGCAACACCAAUAAAUAAUUUAAACAUAACUAAAAUUUCUCAUGAACAGCGUUAUCAACAUUAUUUGUAUUUUCCUCGUUCUGAACGUUUACUAUACCGUGAAAAAGCACGAGAAAUGUUCCAAUUCGGAUAUGAUAAUUAUAUGAAAUAUGCAUUUCCAAAAGAUGAACUUGAUCCAAUUCAUUGUCGAGGGCGUGGGCCUGAUGUUGAAAGACCUGAAAAUUAUAAUAUAAAUGAUGUUCUCGGAGAAUUUUCGCUAACAUUAAUUGAUAGUCUUGAUACGCUUGCUGUUAUGGGCAAUGUUUCUGAAUUUCAACAUGCUGUUCAACUUGUUAUUGAUCAUGUGCGAUUUGAUCGAAAUUCCACUAUACAAGUAUUUGAAGCAACCAUUCGUGUAUUGGGUGCACUUCUUUCAGCUCAUUUAUUAAUUAUCGAUCCAUUACAACCAUUUGGUGAUUUGAAAAUACCAGAUUAUGAUAAUGAACUACUUGAUCUUGCUCAUGAUUUAGCAUCAAGAUUAUUGCCAGCUUUUGAAAGGACCCCACAUGGUUUACCGUAUCCUCGCGUAAAUUUAAUGACUGGUAUGGUUGAUGGAUCAAGAAAUGACACAUCGACGGCAGGUGCUGGAUCAUUGUCGUUAGAAUUUAGUAUUUUAAGUCGACUUGUCGGAGACCCGGUGUAUGAACGAGUUGCUCGACGUGCUGUAAAUUCAUUAUGGGCUAAACGCAAUAAUGUUACUGGUCUAUUAGGUAGUGUAAUCGAUGUAAAUAGUGGUGAAUGGCUUGGCCAAUUAUCAGGUCUUGGUGCUGGUAUUGAUUCAUUUUUUGAGUAUCUUCUAAAAAACUAUAUUUUAUUCGGUGAUGAAUCUGAUUUACGUAUGUUUGACGAUGCAUAUCGAAGUGUGACUCAAUAUCUUCGUCGUGGUCGAGUUAACUGCAUGGAUGAAGAAGGUAUUCAUCCAAUGUUUGUCAAUGUUAAUAUGCAAACAGGACAAUUAGCAACGACAUGGAUCGAUGCAUUACAAGCCUCAUUUCCUGCUGUACAAGUUUUACGCGGUGAUAUCGAUGAAGCUAUUUGCUUGCAUGCACUUUAUUAUUCGAUAUGGAGAAAAUUUGGUGUUUUACCGGAACGUUUUAAUUGGCAAAUAAAAAUGCCGGAUGUUUUAUUUUAUCCAUUGAGACCGGAAUUCAUUGAAUCAACAUAUUUUUUAUAUCAAGCGACUAAAAAUCCAUUUUAUUUACAUGUCGGAAGAGAUAUUUUAGAUAAUUUAAAUACUUAUACCAGAGCCGAGUGCGGCUUUGCUACUGUACAUGAUGUGCGAGAUAAAACGCUUGAAGAUCGAAUGGAAUCAUUUUUUCUUAGUGAAACAUGCAAAUAUUUAUUUUUGUUAUUUGAUGAAGACAAUUAUUUGAAUCAACAUGGUGCAAAUCAUUAUAUAUUUACAACCGAAGCACACAUUAUUCCUUUAAUGGCAAAAUUAAGGAAAAAAGUUUGGGAUUCAAGUGAAAUGGCACCUUGUGUUGAAAAUAAAGAAGUUUUCAUGGAUAAGCAUAGUUAUACAAAUGAAAAUGAAUUAAUUAAUGUCAAUAGAGAUCUUGUUAAAGUCGAAAAAACUGUUAUUUCAAUUAAGAAAAAACGAAUAAAUGAAUCGAGUUGUCGAUCUCGUCCAAUAUCUCGUCGACAUCAACUACCGCUCAGUGCUAAUCUACUUUAUCAGCUCGAUGAAAUGGUUGGCGUUAUAAUUCCUCAACCAUAA